CUAUAUAUACUCCCAUGUCUUUGCUCCCAGUACCAUUAUUAUUUCUACUUUGUGUCAUCCAUCCUUUCCCAAUGGCAAAUCCCCCAUAUAUAAUACUCCUACUGCUUACUAUACUCUUUUCCAUUCAUCCAAUUUCAUCUUCCCAUUUCCAUGCUAGAAAGUCGGCCAAUUCAUCAUUGCCUGCAAAUAAUCUGCAAAUAGCAAAUGAAGAAGUGGCAUCUCUGUUGACGUGGAAGUCCAGCCUUGACCUCAAAAGCCAAAACCUAUUGGCAUCAUGGGUGGUUGGUCGCAGCCACUGCAACUGGAUUGGAAUUCACUGCAAUACUAAUGAAAGCGUUACAGGCUUGAACCUUACUGGAUACGGCUUACGAGGCCAGAUCCCUCAAGAAAUAGGGAACUUGUCAAAAUUGAAAUAUUUAUCUUUACAUGGAAAUAAGUUCUAUGGAUCAAUCCCUAAAGAGUUGGGGAAAUUGAAAUCUCUUCAAGGGUUAUGGUUAUAUUCAAAUAACCUUAGUGGUCAAAUUCCUUCAAAAAUAGGGAACUUGUCAGAGUUGAUAACUUUAUACCUAGAGAUGAAUCAACUAUAUGGAUCCAUCCCUAAAGAGUUGGGGAAAUUGAAAUCUCUUCAAUGGUUAUGGUUAUAUUCAAAUAACCUUAGUGGUCAAAUUCCUUCAAAAAUAGGGAACUUGUCAGAGUUGAUAACUUUAUACCUAUGGGAAAAUCAACUCUAUGGAUCCAUUCCUAAGGAGUUGGGGAAAUUGAAAUCUCUUCAAAAUCUAGGUCUAGAUGAGAAUCAGUUCAACGGAUCUAUCCCUAAGGAGUUGGGGAAAUUAAAAUCUCUUCAGGUGCUUGGGCUAUCUUUUAAUAAUCUCAAUGGCAAAAUUCCAUCUGAGUUUGAUAAUAUCACUCAUUUAAGGGUAUUUAAUCUUGGCCAAAAUCAUUUCACGGGUUCUUUGCCAAAUAAUUUAUGUCUUGGCCAGUCACUAGAAAUUAUAACUAUUCCUCACAACAAAUUUAGUGGAAACAUUCCCAAAAGCUUGAUGAACUGUACAACACUUUACAGAGUUAGGCUUGAUAGAAAUGACUUCUCUGGAGAUGUAUCAAAAGCUUUUGGGGUAUAUCCAACUCUAAAUUACAUAGAUUUGAGUUACAAUAACUUUUCUGGCCAACUGUCUUCAAAUUGGGCUCUUUGUCCAAAUCUUACUGCAUUGAAGAUUGCGGGCAAUAAAAUUCUUGGAAAUAUCCCACUUGAUCUCGGCAAUGCACCUCUACUGCAGUAUCUUGAUCUCUCAUCAAAUCAGUUGGUUGGAAGGAUUCCCACAAGUUUGGGAAAGUUGAGCAAGUUAUAUGUGCUAAAUUUAGAUAAUAACAAACUUACUGGCAACAUACCACUAGAAGUUGGAGAACUAUCUUUGCUUUCAGAGCUAAACUUAGCUUCUAAUAAGUUUGUUGACUCAAUUCCCCGACAAAUUGGAAGAUGCCAACGACUAAUUACAUUGAAUCUGAGCAGGAAUAUGCUUGUGGGCAAGAUUCCUCCUGAUAUGCUAAGCUUGAAAUCCCUUGAAAAUCUUGAUCUCAGUCACAACAUGCUCUCUUCUCAGAUACCACCACAAGUUGGAGGAUUAACAAACUUACAGACAUUGGACUUAUCACACAAUAAUCUGUCAGCCUCCAUUCCAUCAAGCAUUGUUCAAUGUGUAGCUUUAGUUUCUGUUUAUAUAUCUUACAAUCACUUGGAAGGUCCUAUCCCUAACACCAAAGCAUUUUUACAAGCACCAUAUUCCGCCUUAAGUAAUAACAAAGGUUUAUGUGGCAAUCAUUCCGGCUUAAAGCCUUGCUCCUUGCUCAGCCAAAGUGACGGCAAAAACAGAAAUUUGGUUGUAAUCAUAUCGGUAGUCUUGGGAAGUUUUUUUCUAUUGACGGUGGUUAUUAUCAUUUUUGUUAUUUUUCCACGUCAGAAGAGAAAUAGAGUGGAGGAGGAAAGAGAUUUUACUAAAGAUCUGUUCACAUUAUGGAGCUUUGAUGGAAAGAUGACGUAUGAAAGCAUCAUUGAAGCAACAGGGAACUUCGACUCCAGUUAUUGCAUUGGUGUAGGAGGGCAUGGAAGUGUGUAUAGGGCCGAGCUAGCUAGUGGUCUGAUUGUUGCCGUGAAGAAGUUUCACACAUUAGACCUGCAAGAUGAUGAAAGGUGGCAUGAUCUCAGAAGUUUUUCAAAUGAGAUAAGCGCAUUAACAAAUUUGAGGCAUCGAAAUAUUGUGAAGCUCUAUGGCUUUUGUGCUCACAAUAGACAUUCAUUCUUGAUUUGUGAGUAUUUACAAGGGGGGAGUCUAGCACAAAUUUUGAGUGAUGAUGAGAAAGCACUCCAGUUGGGAUGGUUGGAAAGGAUAAAUGUGGUCAAAGCUGUGGCUAAAGCUUUAUCGUACAUGCACCAUGAUUGUUUACCUCCUAUUAUUCAUCGGGACAUAUCAAGCAAAAAUAUUCUGUUCAAUUCUGAGCAUGAAGCUCAUGUAUCCGAUUUCGGGACAGCAAGAUUUUUGAGCCUUGAUUCAUCAAAUUGGACUUCAAUUGCUGGAACCAUGGGAUAUACAGCUCCAGAGUUUGCUUACACUGCAGAGGUAAACUGCAAAUGUGAUGUGUAUAGCUUUGGAGUGGUAACACUUGAAGUGAUUAUGGGGAAACAUCCUGGAGACCUCAUUACAUGCCUUUCUUCAUCCUCGUUUUCAACAAUUGAGGGCAUGCUUUUUAAGGAUCUAUUAGAUCCUCGACUACCUACUCCACAAAGAAAUCAGUAUCUUGUAUGA
This is a messenger RNA of Ipomoea nil (Japanese morning glory), 2801 nucleotides long. Its product is annotated as MDIS1-interacting receptor like kinase 2-like. The record is from RefSeq and is a predicted model, not a curated record. The coding region runs from base 15 to 2801 and encodes 928 amino acids. NCBI's taxonomy places the organism in Eukaryota, Viridiplantae, Streptophyta, Magnoliopsida, Solanales, Convolvulaceae. Gene Ontology annotation, molecular function: protein kinase activity; protein binding; ATP binding. Gene Ontology annotation, biological process: protein phosphorylation. The transcript is spliced from 6 exons.